CACGUCAUAGAGAGUUAAUAGCUUACUCUUCACUCGUCAGCCUAAUCAAUAAUAAGCUUGACUAUCAUUCGCACCACCUUCCCAGGCACGACCCCACCCAUCUCUUACCCCUCGACCCCCUCAGAUAAGCUUUAAAUCUAUACAAAGUAACCAAACACACCCCUGGGUACUUCUCCUACUAGUACUCUAAGAGGAAUGCCCCCUUACCCGACCCCAACCACCCCAAUAAUUCACCUCCUCACCCGCGACAUCUGCACCAUGGACAACCACCACUUCUACCGCCGAAAAGGAACAACCAAAUGGAUUGAAUACCCGCCCGAAACUCCCCCUCCACCACCUGAGCAAGACACUCGGAUAAGCAAUAGUACCUAUCUCCUCUCCCUCUUCCAGGAAAAGCCGGGACCAGGUAAACCUCUCCACUGGUCUUUUUUCGUGGCGCGGGAGGGAGAAUCAACCCGUGCAGGUGUACCAGGUUACGGGUGAUGCGGAGUUUAUGGUUUAUGAGCCGUCGGAGGGGGUAGUGGCGUUGAGUGAGAUUGAGGAAUUAUGUAAUGUUUUUGUGUUGGGGGGAGGUAGAUGGGGAUGGGGCACAGUUGGUGAAGAGCAUUGCUGGGAGUGAGAUGCCGCCUCGGGCGAGGAGCAGGAGGGAGGUGAGGGAGAAU
Molecule: messenger RNA, 662 nt
Organism: Aspergillus welwitschiae
Lineage: Eukaryota; Fungi; Ascomycota; Eurotiomycetes; Eurotiales; Aspergillaceae
Exons: 1
Coding region: 196-483 (95 amino acids)
Source: RefSeq, a predicted model, not a curated record